Molecule: messenger RNA, 1339 nt
Organism: Bipolaris maydis ATCC 48331
Lineage: Eukaryota; Fungi; Ascomycota; Dothideomycetes; Pleosporales; Pleosporaceae
Biological process (GO): monoatomic ion transport
Cellular component (GO): endoplasmic reticulum; plasma membrane
Molecular function (GO): monoatomic ion channel activity
Source: RefSeq, a predicted model, not a curated record
CGAAGGGAUUGCUUGAUCAUCCUUCAGAGUUCAACAAAGUCUCUUGGUAUCAGAACUAAAUACUAGAAAAAAGGCGAUUGCAAAAAGGUGGCUCUUGUGCAACUGCGACACUACAACCUUUUUUUCCACAAUGGAGCUUGAACGCAGAAACGAUGUGUUCAAAUACAAUGGCAACACUGUCAAUGGCCGCACUGCAGACAUUGGCUUGACCACCCAUGGCUCCGACUUCUACUUUUCCAUCUGCGCCGUCAUGACUGUCGCGGGUUUCGCCUUCGCAGCCAUGUCGUACCGUAUUGAGCGCCGCAACCGUCUCUUCCACUACAUCACCUGUGGUGUCGUCUUUGUUGCAGCUAUUGCCUACUUUACCAUGGGCGCCAAUCUCGGCUUCACGCCUAUCGAGGUCGAGUUCCGCCGCAACAAUCCUGUCGUUCGUGGUACCUACCGCGCCGUUUACUAUGCUCGUUAUGUGGACUGGUUCAUCACUACGCCUCUGCUUCUCAUGGACUUGCUGCUUACCGCCGGUAUGCCAUGGCCCACCAUUCUCUGGGUCAUUCUUGUAGACGAAAUCAUGAUCGUAACUGGCUUGAUUGGCGCUCUCAUUCAGAGCAUUUACAAGUGGCCAUUCUUUGUCUUUGGCUGCGCCGCUCUCUUCUACAUCGUCUUCCAGCUCACCUGGGAAGCCCGCAUCCACUCCAAGACCUUUGGCCGCGACGUCGAGCGCACCUUUUUGAUGUGUGGCUCUCUCACCGCAUUCCUCUGGAUCCUGUACCCCGUUGCCUGGGGCCUCAGCGAGGGCGGUAAUGUCAUCGCCCCCGACAGUGAAGCCGUCUUCUACGGCGUCCUCGACUUCCUCGCCAAGCCCGUCUUCGGCGCCCUCCUCCUCUGGGGCCACCGCAACAUCGACCCCGCUCGGCUCGGCCUCCAGAUCCGUGACUACAACGACGACACUAUGCUCCAGGAGAAGCGUGUCAAGGAUGCUGCUGCUCACAAUGGCCAGAAUGUUGUUAACCCGCCUCAUGACGGCCCGGCGCCCGCUACUACUACUGUUUAAAGGAGAGAGAAAGAGAGAGAGACAGAAUCUGCGCUUUGUGAUGGCGAAGAUACCCCCUUGUGUUGUGCUUUUUGUGCACGAUAGUGUACGUAUGUUGUUUGUCUUAUGUUUUAUUCGAGGAUGACCUUCGUAAUGUGUUGAUGGUGGGGGGGGGGGAAGGUAAUGUGUUAAUAUAAUGUUGGGUGCUGGUGGAAGGUGGGAAGUGGUGGGAAAUGCGUAUAUGAGUUUUUUUUUGUCUUUUUUACGAUACCAUUAAGAAUUUCUUAAUCAAUCAGUCACUCGCUACAA